GCUCCUGCAUACAUAGCUGACACGCCACCUACUGCAAAACCCAGCUGACAGCGCAGGCGAUGCUGCCAGUGUUUCCAUUCCAUCAGCAGGCUGGAGCUGAAUAAAGGCUUCUUUGGGUGGUAGUGUUUCUUUUUAAAAAAUCUCAAAGCCAAGAGGAACAAGCUGCAACAGCAUCUUCAAAAAUGGAGCGUAAAAUAAACAGAAGAGAAAAAGAAAAGGAGUAUGAAGGGAAGCACAACAGCACAGAAGACGCCGACCAAGGGAGGAACUGCAAAUCCACACUGACGACCCUCAACGUUGGUGGAUAUUUAUACAUUACUCAGAAACAAACACUGACCAAGUACCCUGACACUUUCCUUGAAGGUAUAGUAAAUGGAAAAAUCCUCUGUCCAUUUGAUGCCGAUGGUCAUUAUUUCAUAGACAGGGAUGGGCUCCUCUUCAGGCAUGUCCUAAACUUCCUACGAAAUGGAGAACUUCUGCUGCCUGAAGGGUUUCGAGAAAAUCAACUUCUCGCACAAGAAGCAGAAUUCUUUCAACUCAAAGGACUGGCAGAAGAAGUGAAAUCCAGGUGGGAAAAGGAACAGCUAACAUCCAGAGAGACUACUUUCUUGGAAAUAACAGAUAACCAUGAUCGCUCCCAAGGACUGAGAAUCUUCUGUAAUGCUCCUGAUUUCAUAUCAAAAAUAAAAUCUCGCAUUGUUCUGGUGUCCAAAAGCAGGCUGGAUGGAUUUCCAGAGGAGUUUUCAGUAUCAUCUAAUAUCAUUCAAUUUAAAUACUUCAUAAAGUCUGAAAAUGGCACUCGACUUGUACUAAAGGAAGACAACACCUUUGUUUGCACCUUGGAAACUCUUAAGUUUGAAGCUAUAAUGAUGGCUUUAAAGUGUGGUUUUAGAUUGCUGACCAGCCUGGAUUGUUCCAAAGGGUCAAUUGUUCACAGCGAUGCACUUCAUUUUAUCAAGUAAUUACCUGUCUCAGAACAAAGCAACAAGCAUGCAGCCAGCAAGCUUCGGAUAACCGCAGCAACAUCAAAGGCAUCCCAAACAAUGUGCCCAGCCAGCUCUGUACUACAGAGCCCUGCUGCUAUUCAAUUACUGUGAGCUAACGGUAUGUAAAUUCUAUCGCUAAUGAUGUCCUUCUACGGGUGUUCCUGCUGAUGAGAGACUCUUAUACCUAAAACGAAACAGCGAUCUUCCACACACUAUAAAUAAAGACAGAAUGCUGUUGCUAUUUACUUAUUUUUCGUUAAGCUGUCUUAAAUCAGAAUGUCUUGGGUACCUGCAUAGUGAUCAAGCAUGUAACUAUCUAUUGUUCAUUUAAGUAAAUAAUAAUGAAAUAUUUUAAUGCUUUCUACUUAUGGCAAAUAUCAAAAAGAAACAGAACUGUGAGAUUAACCAAAUACAUGUGCAGAUCUACUAAAACAGAGCUACAGUGAAACAAAAUGACAUUGUAACAAAGUAUUAAAACUACUGAUUUACCUUUUAAUGGCAGGUACCAAAGCUUAUUUCCUGUAUUUCACAUUUUAAUUAUAGCUGGAUUGGUAUCUUGCUGAAAGUUCCUACAAAACUGUUUGAUGACAAUAAAAGGAAGAGGGUGGGGAAGCACUGGUGGCUUCUUUGCUUGUAUUAAUUUUAACAAGAAGUUAAAUAUGUCAUUUAAAAACAAAUUGUACUACUUGAUGAUUUCACACAAUAUUUAUGCACUGACAGAGUCAACCACAGGCCACAGUAACUCUAGCUGGCCUGGGAAGUGAAAAAAAUUAGCAAAUUCAUUUCUUUCUAGGGUAAGCAUCAACACAGCAUGGGUAACUUGGUCUCAAUGGAGAACUGUGGUGUUAAAAUAAUGAAGGAGCGGGUUUUCAGAA
Orycteropus afer afer is the source of this 1861-nucleotide messenger RNA. RefSeq names its product BTB/POZ domain-containing protein KCTD4. Gene Ontology annotation, molecular function: protein binding. Gene Ontology annotation, biological process: protein homooligomerization. The record is from RefSeq and is a predicted model, not a curated record. NCBI's taxonomy places the organism in Eukaryota, Metazoa, Chordata, Mammalia, Tubulidentata, Orycteropodidae.